AUGGCACUAUGGAUGGACGUUGGAAAGGCUGGUAGGACCGAUCAUGCAAAUUUAAUCCUGGUCAGCAGGGAUGUUUCAAGUGAUGAUUGUAUCUCUGUUGGUGAUAAAACUUUCCACAUCAACAUCACUGACAUCGAUUGUGGUCCGGGUCAUGGUAUAAGCAUCGGAAGCCUAGGCAUGGGUGGAUCAGAGGCUCAAGUAGAGAAUAUUAAUGUUAUGCGAGUUAACUUUCAAGAGACAACUGAUGGAGCUCGAAUCAAGACAUGGCAGACGGGGAAAGGUAUAGUUCAAGGUGAAACCGGAGUUCAAAUCAAGGCAGUAAGCUACAGUGGAUUAAGUGGGACGUCAAAGACAGAAGUGGCAAACAAUCUGAAUUGCAUCAAUGUGGUUCCAUGCUCGGGCAUAACAUUAGACAACAUUCUACUGACACCGGCAACUAAUGAAAUCAGCCAAUUGACUUCAAGCUGCAACAAUGCGUAUGGAGAACGUCUGGUCUUCACCAUUUUUGUCACAGUUCUGCACAUCCUCACGCCAGGAGUAAGCAGUGCACUGAAUUCGUUUAAUGUGAUGAAUUAUGGAGCGGUCGGAGAUGGGAGAGCUGACGAUUCUGCUGCGUUUUUGAAAGCAUGGAAAGCUGCCUGCAAAGCUCCAUCAAGAAAUCCAAGCCUUAUUAUACCAGCAAGGAAGAUAUUCUUAUUGAAGCCUGUGACUUUCAGAGGUCCCUGCAAGUCCACUUCUAUCUACAUAUUGAUGUCAGGGAACAUUGUCUCACCCAAUUCCAAAAUGGCAUGGAAAGGUUAUCACAUUAAUAGAUGGCUUGCCUUCACGUAUGUAAACGGACUUAACAUCGUUGGAUCUGGCACAAUUAAUGGCCGAGGGCAUGCUUGGUGGCCGAACCCUUGUUUGCAUAAGGUUCCGAAGGGUGUAACAUGCAAAGGACCGACGGCACUGACAUUUUAUAGGUGCAAUGGGCUUGUGCUCAAGGGAAUAAAACAUAUCAAUAGCCAAAGAAACCAUAUUACUAUAUCCAAUUGCAACGAUGUCACCGUCUCCAACCUGCAUAUAAGUGCCCCGAGAACAAGCCCUAACACCGACGGUAUUGAUAUAUCCGGUUCAACCAAUGUUUGGAUUCGGAAUUCUUUCAUCGGCACCGGGGAUGAUUGUGUAGCUAUUAGCGCAGGUUCAUCCCGGAUCAACAUUACCGGCAUCGCAUGCGGGCCUGGGCAUGGCAUCAGCAUUGGAUCAUUGGGUGCUGGUGAGAAUGAAAAAGUGGAGGAAGUACAGGUGCGGAAUUGUACAUUCAAAGGAACUAUGACAGGAGUAAGAAUCAAGACAUGGCAGGGAAGUGUUGGAUAUGCAAGGAAGAUCACAUUUGACAAAAUUAGGUUCAUCCGAGCUGAUAGUCCUAUUAUUAUCGACCAGUACUAUUGUCCCGAUAGAGUGAAUUGUAAAAACGAGACAAUGGGCAUUAAGAUCAGCGACGUAACGUACAGCUCCAUCACCGGAACAUCAAUCACAGACAAGGUGAUCAAUUUGAGCUGCGACCAUAAUGUUGGAUGCACUAACAUUCACUUUCGUAACGUCUACAUAAAGUCCACUGUUCCAGGGAAGAAAGCCUACUCCUUCGCCUUCAACGCUCAUGGAAACUACACCCAUACCAGGCCUGUCGUCACCGGACUCUUACCUGAACCAGGACACAAGAUGGCAUCUUGA
Messenger RNA from Hibiscus syriacus, 1713 nucleotides. Its product is annotated as probable polygalacturonase At3g15720. The transcript has 13 exons. NCBI's taxonomy places the organism in Eukaryota, Viridiplantae, Streptophyta, Magnoliopsida, Malvales, Malvaceae. Gene Ontology annotation, biological process: carbohydrate metabolic process. The record is from RefSeq and is a predicted model, not a curated record. Gene Ontology annotation, molecular function: polygalacturonase activity. The coding region runs from base 1 to 1713 and encodes 570 amino acids.